GCAGCUGCGGCUGCUGCUAGAGUUAGGGUCAGGCCUGUUCUCGGUUCGCGCACUCGCCCAGUGUCCUCGGUCGCCGGGCCGGGGACUUGCGGGGCUCAGCCUGAGGGAAGACAAGGGAGCCCGUAGGAAGGCCUUCGCUUCGUGGGGAGAGGCUCCUUGAACCUUUCAGGCGGGCCUAGGACUGCAGGGCCUCUUUUUGGCUUUCUCCACUUUUCUGUUAGGUGGGACCACCCAGGCCUCAAGUGAGGAGUCGGCUCUAUUUCAGAGGUGCUGGAACAGCUGCGGGACUCCUUGUUUAAUUAUGGAUGGAGGGGAUGAUGGUAACCUUAUUAUCAAAAAGAGGUUUGUAUCUGAGGCAGAACUAGAUGAACGGCGCAAAAGAAGGCAAGAAGAAUGGGAGAAAGUUCGAAAACCCGAAGAUCCAGAAGAAUGUCCAGAGGAAGUUUAUGACCCUCGGUCUCUUUAUGAAAGGCUACAGGAACAAAAAGACAGGAAACAGCAAGAGUAUGAGGAGCAGUUCAAAUUCAAAAACAUGGUAAGAGGCUUAGAUGAAGAUGAGACCAACUUCCUUGAUGAGGUUUCUCGGCAGCAGGAACUAAUAGAAAAGCAACGAAGAGAAGAAGAACUGAAAGAACUGAAGGAAUACAGAAGUAGUCUCAACAAGGUUGGAAUUUCUUCAGAAAACAAGAAGGAAGUGGAGAAGAAAGUGGCUGUGAAACCCAUAGAAACCAAGAAUAAGUUCUCCCAGGCAAAGCUGUUGGCAGGAGCUGUGAAGCAUAAGAGCUCAGAGAGUGGCAACAGUGUGAAAAGACUGAAACCAGACUCUGACCCAGAUGACAAGAAUCAAGAGACCCCGUCCUGUGUGUCUCUUGGAAGCACUUCUGUGAGUGGCCCCUCCAUCCACUGCCCUUCUGCUGCAGUCUGUAUCGGCAUCCUCCCAGGCUUGGGUGCCUACUCUGGGAGCAGCGAUUCUGAGUCCAGCUCAGACAGCGAAGGCACCAUCAAUGCCACGGGCAAGAUUGUCUCCUCCAUCUUCCGAACCAACACCUUCCUUGAAGCUCCCUAGCUCCUCUGUUCUUACCACAGGGAGCUCCUCCCCAAGAGUAGACCGGACCGUUCAUUCUGCCUGCAGGCAUUACCACCCUCAAAAAACUCCUUUGCCUGCUUCCUGUGCCCACCAUGACAUUUUUAACCUAAUCUAAAAAUGUGCCAGAAUCCACUUGUGGCCCAAAUUUUGUUUGGUUUCUCUUUCCACUCCAGUGCAGAUGACCAAACCUGUCCUGCCUCUUUCCUCACUGAUGUGGUGGGUGGGGGCAAGGCCCAGCAGAAAUUCUACUGAAAAUGCCCUGGGAGUAUGGUACCAGCUGGCUUGCAAAUGGUUUGGGUUUUAUUGCUUUCUUGUUUUUCCUUUCCCAACAGCACAAAGAAGCAAGGGAGGGUUACUGGACAGGUGUUAUUUAAACAUUCUAUUGUAGAUGAACAUGUUAUUUGGUUCUACUGCAUUGUGGAGCAUGUAGGGAAAGAGGACUAACCCAGAUGAUGAAAUGGAGCACUUCCUUGGAACUAACCAUCCUUGAUGUUGUAUGAAUAAGUAAAGAUGAUAAAACUACAUCUGCAGGGGGUGCCACUUAACACUCAGCAUUCAUUGUGAACUGUUUUGUUGCUCUUGGCCAUUCCUUCUUCUUUCCUCAUCCAGUCCCAUUUAUAGGAAGGGACUUGUAACAAGAUAGCUUCCAUUUUCUACUUAGACCUUUUCUCUGCCUGGAAUAUUGUUUUGUUUUUGUUUUUGAAAUAAAGGAUUCGUUUAAGAUUCUAAACCCGAAGAAACAAGCAUAGGCC
Messenger RNA from Cynocephalus volans (Philippine flying lemur), 1839 nucleotides. It is a transcript of the gene PSME3IP1, whose product is annotated as proteasome activator subunit 3 interacting protein 1. Lineage: Eukaryota; Metazoa; Chordata; Mammalia; Dermoptera; Cynocephalidae. Gene Ontology annotation, cellular component: nucleus. The transcript has 7 exons. The record is from RefSeq and is a predicted model, not a curated record. Bases 302 to 1066 code for a protein of 254 amino acids.